This is a messenger RNA of Bacillus rossius redtenbacheri, 3421 nucleotides long. RefSeq names its product cGMP-dependent protein kinase, isozyme 1 (gene Pkg21D). Gene Ontology annotation, molecular function: ATP binding; cGMP-dependent protein kinase activity. Gene Ontology annotation, biological process: protein phosphorylation. The transcript has 16 exons. The record is from RefSeq and is a predicted model, not a curated record. Bases 174 to 2633 code for a protein of 819 amino acids. Lineage: Eukaryota; Metazoa; Arthropoda; Insecta; Phasmatodea; Bacillidae.
UCAGUGUCGGCUUGGCCGUGGACGACAGCUGAGUCUUCGGCGGGCAGCGGGCCGCUCCGGGGUUGGCACUCCUGCCUCCGACAGAUCGCUGGCAGAGGACCGUGGAAUGCUGAGAUACACGCUGUCUGCAGUUCGCCGUGAAUGACCUGAAAGCACACUCAAAGGGAGAGGGGAUGGAAGCCGCCGCCGCGGAGCUCGGGCCCGCUCGGCCGCCCUCGGCAGUCUCCGCGCCGACCUGCCCCAGCACGUGCCUCAGCCUGUUCGCGCAGUGCGCGGCGGGCCAGCACAGCGGGCAGACGUGCGCGGCCGCGCAGCACCGCCAUGCGUCCUCCGCCCCGGCGGCGCCCGUGUCCUUGACGCGCAUCCUGCAGGACGACCAGGACCUCUCUGACGGCCGCAGGUCCGCGGAGCCGCCGAUGGGCAACGGCGCGACGAGGCCGGGCCCGGGCAGGCCGCCGCCGUGCGCCGCCCCCGCCGCCGCCGCCGCCAUGCCGGAGCCGCCGCCGCCGCCGGAGGAGCUGGUGCCGCAGCUGCGGCGCGAGGCGCGCGACUGGGAGGGCAAGGCGGACUGCCUGGAGGCCGAGGUGCUGACCUUGAGGCGCGAGCUGGAGGGCCGCGAGCAGGAGGUGCUGAGGCUGCAGCGCGAGGUGCACAAGCUCAAGAGCGUGCUGCAGCAGGCGACGAGCUUCGCGCGCGACGGCGACCUGCUGGCCAGCCUGCAGGACCAGCACGGCAUGGCGGGGCAGGCGCAGAAGCCCGCCAGCUCGUCGUCCAAGAAGCAGGGCGUGUCGGGCGAGAGCUCCGAGCUGGGCCACACCGCCGACGACAUCCAGAUCCAGCGCUACGACAAGGACUUCAGAUCGAAGCAGCUGAUCAAGGACGCCAUCAUGGACAACGACUUCUUGAAGAACCUGGACUCGAGCCAAGUGCGCGAGCUGGUGGACUCCAUGUACCCCAGAGAGUACCCCAAGGGCAGCUACGUCAUCAGGGAGGGCGGAGCCGGCGCGCACCUGUACGUGUCGGCGGAGGGAGAGUACGAGGUCAUCAAGGAAGACAAGGUGCUGGGUCGCAUGGGCCCGGGCAAGGCGUUCGGCGAGCUGGCCAUCCUCUACAACUGCACUCGCACCGCGUCCAUCAGAGUGGUGAACGACGCCAAGGUGUGGGUGCUGGACCGGCGCGUGUUCCAGCAGAUCAUGAUGAGGACUGGCCUCCAGCGCCUGGAGGACAACAUCAACUUCCUCCGCAGCGUGCCUCUGCUCAAGGACCUCAGCAGCGACGUGCUCGCCAAGAUCGCCGACGCGCUGGAGGUGGAGUUCUACCCGGCGGGCGCCCACAUCAUCCGGCAGGGCGCGAGCGGCGACACCUUCUUCAUCAUCUCGGCGGGCAGCGUGAAGGUGACGCAGCGGCCGCCGGGCCGGCGCGACGAGGAGGACAUCCGCACGUUGGAGCGCGGCGACUACUUCGGCGAGCAGGCGCUGCUCAAGGAGGACUGCCGCACGGCGAGCGUGAUCGCGCUGCACCCGGGCGUCGAGUGCCUCACGCUCGACCGCGAGUCAUUCGCGCAGCUCAUCGGCGACCUCAGCGAGCUGCACGACAAGGACUACGGCGACGAGACGCGCGGCCUGUCGCGGCCCGCCAGCUCGGGCAGCAUCUACUCGGACGCCGAGCAGGAGUUCGACUACAUCCGGCUGGACGACCUGGACGUGGUGGCGACGCUCGGCGUCGGCGGCUUCGGGCGGGUGGAGCUCGUGCAGUACAUGUACGACAAGACGCAGACGUUCGCCCUCAAGUGCCUCAAGAAGCAGCACAUCGUGGACACGCAGCAGCAGGAGCACGUCUACAGCGAGAAGAACAUCAUGAUGACGUGCCGCAGCCCCUUCAUCUGCAGACUGUACAAGACGUUCCGCGACAGCAAGUACGUGUACAUGCUGCUGGAGGCGUGCCUGGGCGGCGAGGUGUGGACGAUCCUGCGUGAUCGCGGCUGUUUCGACGACCUGACCACUCGCUUCGUGACGGCCUGCGUCGUCGAGGCGUUCGAGUACCUGCACGCACGCGGCAUCAUCUACCGCGACCUCAAGCCGGAGAACCUGCUGCUCGACGGCCAGGGAUACGUCAAGCUCGUGGACUUCGGCUUCUCGAAGCGCCUGGGCUUCAGCGCCAAGACGUGGACCUUCUGCGGCACGCCCGAGUACGUGGCGCCGGAGAUCAUCCUGAACAAGGGCCACGACCGCGCCGUCGACUACUGGUCGCUGGGGGUGCUGAUGCACGAGCUGCUCACCGGCACGCCGCCCUUCACCGCCGCCGACCCCAUGAAGACCUACAACCUGAUCCUGAAGGGCAUCGACAUGGUGGACUUCCCGCGCCACAUCACUCGCGCCGCGCAGUCGCUCGUCAAGCGGCUGUGCCGCGACUCGCCCAGCGAGCGGCUCGGCUACCAGCGCAGCGGCAUCCUCGACAUCAAGAAGCACAAAUGGUUUCAGGGUUUCGAUUGGGACGGCUUGAAGCAAAGGACUCUUGCGGCACCAAUUGUUCAGCAAAUUCGAGGACCAACGGAUACAUCCAACUUCGACACCUAUCCAAAGGAAAUUGAAAUCCCUCCAGAUGAAAUGUCAAACUGGGACAUAGACUUCUGACACUUUUAUCCUCGCGGAGAACACCGGAUCGCGUCCCUUUAAGACGACCGACGGCUGUUGGCGGAGAUCUGCGCCUAACACGGGACUGCUGUACUGCUGUGUCGCCUGCGCCCGGGAAGAGCUGGCGGUUGAACAUCGCGGGCAGCGCCGGAGACGUGAAGCGACGCUCGCUCAGUGUUUGCCUAUGAAUAUUUUUUUUAUAUCAGAUGUUUAUAUUAUAUGUAUAUUUAUAUGUACAGACACGUUUUUCCCCGUAGAUAUUUUCAAUACACAGGAGUCAAUUACAUCGCGGUCAAUCACUAGGACGGGGCGUUUUACGUCACUGACCUGUUGGAAACGGAACUAUUUAAUUUUUUAACGUAUGCGUGUCCAUUACAUGAACUUAGUGGCAGAAUGUAAAAAAAAAAUUUUUUACGAAACGCUUAUCUUUUCACGCAUAUGUAUUUUUAACCCUCGAUGAAAAAAAAUGUCAAUUUAGAUCUGACCAUUGCAUUCACGCACCUGUAUUAGCAAAGGUUUAUUGAUGAGUGUGGUGACUCAAGUGUUUUCCACGUGAGAGAGAAGUGAUGAGUUAUCGUCAUGUGAACACGACUUCCUAUGAACUCGCCUUGCACGUGAACAGAUGUGAAGACGCCGGGGCUGGAGUGUUCAGCUACAAUCCAGCGAGACGUCGUGAGCUGGGUGAACCAUGUGGCCUUACUUUGUUACAAUAAGUGAAGUGGGUUUGUUUUGUAAUGUUUCAGAAACCCGUUGUUGUGGAAAUAAAAUUUCUUUUUUUGAUCUUGUGA